This is a messenger RNA of Epinephelus lanceolatus (giant grouper), 4534 nucleotides long. NCBI's taxonomy places the organism in Eukaryota, Metazoa, Chordata, Actinopteri, Perciformes, Serranidae. The record is from RefSeq and is a predicted model, not a curated record.
UCACUGUUGUUGAAAAUCAAAGGACCUUUGACCUUAUCACCCCCAAUGAUCAUCUGAUUUGCAGUGAGCUAAUGAGGUGGAUCAUCAGCGAGAUCUAUAUUGUUUGGAUGCUUCAUAAUGGCACAUUUAGAGAACAAGAUGGUUGGAGACCUUGGGAGCACAUCUACUCGCUGUGUAAGGUGGCGAAAGGUCAUCUGCCGCUCUACAACAGCUACGGGAAAUACGUGGUCAGACUCUAUUGGAUGGGUUGUUGGAGGAAGAUAACAAUAGAUGAUUCUAUGCCAUUUGAUGAAGAAAACAACCUGCUUCUCCCUGCCUCCACCUGUCAGUCAGAGCUGUGGCCCAUGCUGUUGGCUAAGGCUCUCAUUAAAGUGGCCAACACCAAUGUAGUGUCAGAGGUCUUCGGAGAGGUGGGCGAGUUCACCUUUAUCCACACCCUCACUGGCUGGAUCCCAGAAAUCAGCCCUAUAAAGUCCGUAUAUCUUGGAAAAACCUGGGAUUUCUUACAAGACACCAUCCCCAUGUUUACAAACCCAGAUGAGAGUCCGCCGGAGACUAAGACUCAGACUGCAGAUCCAGCUGCAGGGAGAGAUUCCAGUUUCAGUGACGGCAAGAAUCAGCUGCCUGAGCCAGAGAAUAGUAAAGGUGCCCCCAAGGUAGUGGUGUGUGCCAGCUACUACCCUUUACAGCCACAAAACAAUUCCUUUGGGUUUGGACAAAUGGCUAAUUCCUCAGAGUAUCUCCGUCAGUACGGUCUCUCAUUGCUGCACAGCCACAUUGUCCUGCUGACCAGAACCCGGGCAUGCCAGCUGGAGGCACCACCCAGACCUCAACCUGUGCCCAGAUGGAAACUCAUCCGCCAGCGGAAGGAGAUCGUGGUCACAGAUGAGCCACGGAAGCCUCCUGUGUCAAAACCAGAGCGGUUCAUUGAGGUUGCCAGCCCUUUUCUCUCCUACCGUGUCAAGAGCAGCGCUGGCCCGAUCCUGGAGCUCAAGGCCAAGCAGAACGCUCAGAGGAAACGUUCCUACGGAUCCCCUCUAGUGUCCAUUGCUGAGAGAGAGGAGACUGAAUGGCGAGAAAGCCUUGAGCCUGACGCAGCUGAACGCACCACUAACUCACCAAACAGCACAACAGACAAAACAGAGGUUACUGCAGAGGACAGAGGGAAGGACGAUGAUGACAUCUCCAAUGAGCGGCCCCAAACUUCAUUGGAGGAGCCUGUAACUGAGGAACCCGCCGCUAUUGUCACACCCAUCCUGCAGGAGACCUGGGUGGACGUAGAUGACUUUGCUAAAUGCUUUCAGACUCUCUGGGUGUUCCAUAAGCCAGAGAUGUACCCACACAAUAUCCAGACAUCUCAUUUUAAGAGCACUGUGUUGUCCAAAACUGCAGCGGGCACCAACUGUACUGGAUCAUCUACACACUUUCUUACCGCUGGAUCCGUCCCUGUGACGUCUGCUGUAGCAAGCCCUGAAUGUCCAGAGGUGAGAAGCACUCACUACCUGUGUGUGGACAGCCUGCAACCUCCCCAGAUUGUCAUCGGCUUCUCUGCUCUGCUCCUCUGGGGAGAUACUGCUGAGGAGAGAAAGGAGAUGUCAGCAGCAUGUAGGCCUGCACUGCUCACCGCUCAGCCCCACUCCUGCAAAAGCCUGCGGUCUCAGCUGCCAGUUCUCACCAUCAAGACCACCUCCUCAAAGGCAGCCAUGCUUAACUUACCCCCAGGGCGUCACGUGUUGUCCCUCCACACAAAGGCAGCACUUGGCUACCAUGUUCACCUGUGCAGCAAGAUACCUUUCAUCUUUGGGGAUGAAGAUACCAUCAUGUCACACCUUACCAAGGAAAGUGCCCGUUUCACUGAGCAGGCCUUGUCCAUCUUGAGGGCCCUGUCCAGAGUGGUGUCUUCCUUUAGCCAUGAGCAGGACCAGCAGGCAGCAAGAAGAAGCCUAGAGGAGGCUCACUGCCCCCAAAACAUCAACAACACCCUGGAAAAAGGGGAACACCACAAGGUGUUCAACUGUGCAGUUUACCACAUGUUCAGUGAGACUCUGGGCAGGCAGCUAACAGCAGAGGAGCGGUUUGCUAUACUGGCCCUCACAGCUGACCCUUCACUCUUGGCCACUGACCCCAAAAAACAGCCCCCUACAUUGGAUGCAGAGUCAAAGCCUCCAGAAGGCUGGAGAGACAGGGAGCCGACAGACAGCGAGGUCAAGGCAGCCACCAUUCUGCAGGCUGGAUUCAAAGGGCACUUGGUGCGAGAGAUUUUCCAUGCCUCGAAACCAGGCACAAAAGAGAACCUCUCUGCAUCCAAGAUCCUCUCAGACAUGUGGACGAAGGUUGAAUCAGAUGCAGAGAAGCAUGCGGCACUGUUGCUACGAUACAUCAUCAACCACUCUGAGAGGAAAGUAGAUCUCUACCCCUGUCAGCAGGAUGAAUGGACCAGAAUCACCUUCGCUGAUUACUCUGUCUCUCUUCCAGACACAGCCAACUCCUGGGUCUUGGUCUUUAGAGAGGUGUUCCUGGUUCCUAAAGAAAUGCUGCUGGUACCAAAAGUCUACUCCCCAAUCCCUAACUGUCUGCUGCACGUCAUAAAUAACGACACAGGAGAGGAGCUGGACAUGAUUUUCAAUAAAGUAGCGACCCAUGUCUAUCAACCCAACAAGCUUGGCUACACCUUUGUAGCAGAGGCUGUCACACCUGAAUCACCUCCUGUUGGGGCCAAGUGGAGGAUGCGCCUGAUUGGCUCAAGGGAACUCCUCCCAAAACUGUCCCAUGAGAGUCCUCUCAACACGUUCUCAGUGAAGGAAUUCCGGGAUUACUACAUUCCCAAUGACAAAAACCUCGUCUGCCGUUACUUUGUGCAGGUGACGGCAGACGUAUUGGGAACAAUUCAGUUUCAGACUUCGAAGCCAGAUGUGUUGAUCCGCCUGUCCGUUCUGGACCAGGAGAAGGAGGUGGCCAGCAACACUGGGAAGGGCCACGUGGUGAUUCCUGUGUUCUGCUUCCUGGCCAACAAAGCCACCAGUUGCGCAGAUGAGAAGAACCAGAAGGGAUCCCCCUCCCGGGGCAAGGGAGUCAAAGUGGCAGACACUCCCCAGCAAAGAGAUGAGGAGGACGGCAUAGCUGGGAAAUCAGACUCCACAUCUGACCACUACCAGCCUCCCACAGAGACUAUGGGUCAUAAGUAUGUGGUGCAGGCAGAGGUGCUCCGUAAGAGCUGGGACUUGGAUGAAUCUCAGCUGGCUUUCGUCCAUAUGCUCAGAGACUUGGAGAAGAGCGAAAUGAGAGUAUACAAGCCUGAGGACUUGAACUGUUCACCCACUACGGACACACCGGACCAGCAUGGGCACAAAUCUGAAAGCAAAGCCAGCCGCAAAGGGGAAGGUGACAAGGAGAAGGGGAAGCCAGCUGCCAACUCUAAAUCUGGCUCCAGGCAGGCGAGUCUUGACUUGACUAAGGCGAACUGGACGCUGCGUGUGGUCAGUGACAAGAGCAAAAGCGAGAGCUUGGAGGUAACGAAGGACACGGAGAGAAUAGACCAGAUUAAAGCCAUUAAAAAAGCCUGGGAAAUGGCUGAACCAGGCCGCUGUGCCAAGGCUUUCCAGUCUCGCCUAAAGUUUCAGAACCAACUCCAACAGCAAGCAGGUGAUGAAACUACAACAGGUGAUCAGACUGCCACAGAUGAUGCAGAAAGUGAGCCAGCUGCUUCCAGAUCUGGAGCUGGCACCUCUCUCAGUGCAUCUAAUGAAAAGCUGACUGAUGCCUCUCCUCCUCCCAUGGACUACACUCCCUUCAUCAGACGGCGAAAGGACUUCCCGGUGCUAAUGGACUCACAGAUGGAGGAGAUCCAGCAGAGGGAGCGCUUAGAAAAGAUCCAGACUUACCGCUUGGUCCGAGACAACGUGCUGGAGCAUCAGAAACAGCAGGAGCUCAACAGGAAGGAGCUAAUGAGACACCAGCUGGAGAUGUAUGAGAACAUGCAGGCAGCCUUGUGGCAGCGCUGCAAGAAAUUCCUCGACGCUUGCGAGGCAUUUAGCAGCCGUCAGAUGGCGGCCGUGAAAAAGGAACAAGAAGAGAAACAGACUCUGGAGGAGGCCCAGCAGGCGGUUCUAGAAAAAACAACCCCCACCUCUGCUGCCACCCAGCAGCCCAACAAACGUGCCAAGAGUGCUGGCAAGAAGAAAUGACCGUCACUGGCACUAAGAUGCAGUCUCAAUUCUCCUCAGCAGACACCUCUCAACAAGUAUGUUUGAGCACAGAGGAAUCUACAUUUAAUCACAUCGUAGCCUUCCUUUAUGUCUUCUGACUCUUCAGCAAUAUAACUAAGGAUUUUGUUGAUGUUUUUGUACCAAAUGUUUUCAUAUUUUUGCAUUUAUUCUGUAUCAUAUUUAAAAAAUGUUCCUUUAGCACACAUGUAUAUCCUCCAUCUUUCAUAUAUAUAUCCUGUUGUAACAGUCACUCUCCACCUACAAAAACAAUCUUUGUGCUCAUUUCAUUCAGACUGUAUCAAAUAUAACAAAUAAAAACAUGGCUGUCA